AUGGCCGCUCCUAUCGUCGCGCUUUUGGAGUCUCUCGGGCAGCCUCGGCAACGCAUCUUUCGGGACGCAUUUGACGAGCUUACCGAGGAAGAGUUCCGCGACCACUUCAGGCUCUCGAAGCGCACUGUGCGCUGGCUCUGCGAGCAACUGGAAGACGCCAUCGGUGGCCUUCGGACCGGUGGCAUCACGACGCAAGACAGGGUGCUUUGUGCUCUCCGUUUCUUCGCGACGGGGAGCUUCCAAAGAUCCAUCGGCAGCGAAGAAUUCGUAUCCAUGGGGCAAGCUUCCGUGAGCGAAAGCAUUCACGCAGUUGCGGAAGCAAUAACCGUGGUGGGCCGGCAACAGGGCUGGGUGAGCUUCCCGUUGACAACGGCCGGCAAGGCUAGUGCAAAGGCGGCCUUUGCGGAUCGGGGCCGCAUUCCCGGUGUAGUGGCCUGUGUCGACGGGACGCUCAUAGCGAUCAAACAGCCCGAAGGACUCAGCCCGGGCGAGACCGCGGGCUUCAUGUCAAGAAAAGGCUUCUACGCCUUGAAUACCAUGAUCGUGUGUGAUGCCCACAUGCGCAUCGUGGACACCGAUCCCCGUUUCCCCGGAUCGUGCCACGACUCCUACGUGUGGAGGCACUCACCACUGUUAGGCCGCCUCACACGUAACCUGCGACGUGGAGAAUGGGUGCUUGGAGACUCAGGCUACCCUCUUGAGCCAUGGCUGCUGACACCUGUGCCAGGCCAUCCAGGCAUUGACACUCCGGAGGGGCGCUACAACCAGGCCCAUGCCUCCAUGAGGAACGUUGUGGAGAGGGGUAUUGGCGUCUUGAAGGCAAGGUUCCGGUGCCUUCAAAGGUACCGGACACUCCUUUAUGAGCCCAAGGAUGCAGCCACAAUCAUAGCAGCCUGCGCCGCUCUCCACAACAUUGCUUUGAAGGCAGGGGAGCCGGAGCUGCAGGACAGUGAUGAGGAGGCCGAGGACAACCAGCCACCGCUGCAACAGGGCUUGCCUGUGUCUCAAGGGCACCACACCUGCCGGCAAGAAACGCCCAGAGAGCUGCUGAUGAGGGCAAAGCAGAUGAGGAGCCAGGUUGUCAACCUGUUCUCUGCGGCCCCUAGCUGGCGUACCACUCACCUGCGUGUGCUGCAUCGUCGGCUGAGGCAGCAACAUCAGGCUCAUCGCGCGGCUCAACCGUAAAGCCAGCCACUGCCUCCUGCAUUAGCUGGCCCAAGAGCUGCGAAAGCUGCCCUACUGGCCGCAGUGCCUCCGCUACUUGGUCAGCCUGCCGC
Messenger RNA from Dermacentor andersoni, 1277 nucleotides. The record is from RefSeq and is a predicted model, not a curated record. Lineage: Eukaryota; Metazoa; Arthropoda; Arachnida; Ixodida; Ixodidae.